AUGUCCUCGAAAGAUGAUCGCGCCACCGUUUCCUUCAAAGAACAAAAAACAGAGAGCUAUGCCUCCUCAUCUUCAUCUUCUUCACAACAACAACAACAACAACAACAACAACAACAACAACAACAACAACAACAACAACAACAACAACAACAACAACAACAACAACCUCAACCAACUCCACAUCAAUUGCAUCAGAAUGAAGGUUCGAGCGGACUUCACCUGCAGUUCCGCACUAGUCUACCCUAUAACAUGGCAUCGUCACGCGCAGCAGAGGAGAUUUCUGCACCAGAUAGAGCGUCCCAGGCCCAUGCUCAGGUCCAGGUCCAGGUCCACCCCCAUUCUCAUUCCCAAACAUCCAUUCCUUCCCUUUCAGUACUCAAUGAGUCCAUCCAAAGAUCGUCUAACCCAACUGAACCAUCAUCAUCAUCAUCACCACCUGGGAAACGAAUCACAGACCCAGGUCUCUUGAAUCUAUUGGGCCCCAACGUUAGUCUGUUCCCAUACUCGGAAAAAGCAUUUAUCGAAACAAUGAAGCUAAGAACCGAACAAGAACGCACAAAGCAAGAAUACUACAAAGCUGAAAUCGCAGGCCGAAACUUGAGUAUCAUUCAACAUGCCGUGCAAGCCCAAAUACCUACACAUUUGAUUCCACAAUUGUGUGUUGGAAAUUCUUUAUCAAUGAGUCAGGUACCUCUAGAGCUGUCGAAUCCCACACUGCAGCUUUUACCAUUUAUAUCGAAACAGCAAUCACAAUUGACCUUGCAACAUCAAAACUUGCAAUCUAUGCAGACACCACUACUGCAGGAGCAACAACUACAAAUCAUACAAGAGACACAGAGACAGAGACAACAGGAACUUCAAGCACAAGCACAAGCACAGGCACAGGCACAGGCACAGGCACAGGCACAGGCACAGGCACAAGCGGCACAAGGUCUUCAACCAUCGCCGUACAUUGUAGCACAAAGACAAGUUGGCACAACUCAACCUCAACGGGACCCUUUUAAUGCCAAUCCAAACUUUCCAAGUGGGUUUAAAUUUGGUGGUGGUAAUGGUGGGAACCAGGGUACUCAUUUAACAAGUGCAACGAAAAGCAAGAGGCCAAUGUCUCCUGCCAAGAUAGGAGCAGCAGCUGUAGCCAAUUUGGCUACACCAACAGCUCCGUUUCGACGUCCAAAACUCUCGGAAUUUGGGUCAGGGUCUCAAGUUGGAGCUGGAUCUCCGGCGCGGCGUGCAAAGGGUCACCAACGCCAUAGCUCCAUGCCAACAAAUGUUGCCGGAGUUGCAUCAUCGACACCUUUUUCGAAACUGCGCAAAGCACGUCAGGGCUCUCAAGCAUUCUUUAGUGAUUUAAAUACAUUAGACUCGGCUGGAGGUCAUCAAAACCAACAGAAGCAGCUAUUGCAAUCACCUCUAGGUACAACUACCACAAUACAAGUAAACCCAAUACCAGCCCAGCCACUACACAAGCAAAGCAAGCUGUCAGUGCAACCACUGCAAGAAUCUAUGACCUCGUUUCAGCAUAUUAUCCAAUUUCAUCAUUGGAGGCCCGAAGAAGAAAUGGAAGGAACAAGAUCCGGAACUGGAACUGGAACUGGAACCGGAACCGGAACUGGAACCAGAACUGGAACUCGAAGAGGAGGGGGAGGAGGUUUAGAAUCGUCAUCGGCAAGCAUUAUUAAAAGCUCACAGCCACCUUCUACAAAACGCCGUAAACCUCUGUCUUAUGGUGAAUCCGUUGGCGGAAAUAGUGCAUCUAAUAUCCUUCAACCAGCAUUUAAAUUUGAAAAUCCGGCUCCUGCUUCACAAGAACAAGAAGAUGAUGAUGAUGAUGAUGAUGAUGAACGGAAGCGCAAGAAGGAGGGUGAGGAAAAUAAGGAGAAGGACCAUAUCAAGGCUGACCAAGAAUUUAAAGAUUCUCGAAUGGAAGUUGUGGAAGCCAAGACAGAAGAGAACAAUGACGAUGCUGGAGGUGCCGGAGAUGCCGGAGAUGUAGGAGAGGAUGCUGAUGAUGCUGAUCUGUCGAUGGAUGCCACUAUCAACUAUGAAGGUGGUACAGAAAAGGUUGCAUCUGAUGCAAAUCCACCAACCCAGGGUCAUUCACGACAACAACUGAAUGUGGGGCGGUACCCGCAUGAUAUCCUCUCGGGAAACAAGGAUUGA
Molecule: messenger RNA, 2160 nt
Organism: Lodderomyces elongisporus
Lineage: Eukaryota; Fungi; Ascomycota; Pichiomycetes; Serinales; Debaryomycetaceae
Exons: 1
Coding region: 1-2160 (719 amino acids)
Source: RefSeq, a predicted model, not a curated record